AUCACUUCGUAUGAAAACUUAAAAAAGAGAGAGUCGUUGAAUUUUUGUGUUAAUACCAGACAAACGACACCGUUUGCUGGAAGCCGCAAAAUUUGCUCCUAAUCUCGUCGCCGAGAGUAUUCCAGUCAUCGGCGAGCUUCCCGCGUCUGAGUUCCACGAUCUUCUCCUUCCAAAUUCACAAACCUAAGAGUUAAGAGUCAGAGUAUCAAAUUACAGCAGCAAAUGACCCGUUCUUGUAGCAUUAGAGCUUUAUGGAUCAUCAGCACCCAAGACACUGUCCUCUUCUCCCGUUGUUCAGACGAUUUCCGGUGGUGGAAAAACGGUGGCGAGCGGCCUGUCAGCUAGAGAAUGAGCGUUUGAGUGACGAAAGUGUGAAAUCUCAGUGGGCACCUCCGGCACCUUAUUUACCAACUGAUUCUGAGAUAGCUGCCGCAUUUUGUGAACGGAAGAUUAGGGAGGGGUCUUCCCGUGGAUAUGGUCUUAGGGUAAACCAAUCCGUUGAAGGAUCAGAUUCCUGGGUUGAUGAUCCAAUUACACGUCACAUGAUAAGUCUGUUUAUUAAUAAAGAAGAUGGAGUGAAUCAUAUUUUAUGGCCAUUGAUUAUGCACAUUAAGGCGAAUUAUUGUGUCCUUGUACUCCCUUUAGUUGAACCGCAUCAUCUGAGAGUGUAUUCAAGAUUGUGUAGUAAAGCAGAUUGUGGAAACUCUAUUGGAGCAGAUGAAAAUUUAUCGUCACUCCUCCUUGAUCUUCCAUCCAUUACAGGGGCUUUUAUGGUGGCACAUAUCCUUGGAGAUGUUAUAACCGGAGAUGUAACAGAACCAGAAAUAGUCAUAAACGCUUCUCCAUCUGUUGGAGGAUUGUUGGAUUCUAUCACUGGAGGUAUUGGUAUUUCAGCAAGAGCAAAGCCUGGGGGUUCACCAGCUGCAGCACCUACAGUUUCCAGUAGUGGUAGUGGUGGAGCAAUGACAACUGAUGGUCCAAAGGCUGGGUUAAGGCCCAUCGAUAAGGAUGCUAUUCGAUCUUUUAUUAGUAGCGCUAUGCCUUUUGGUACACCCUUGGACCUGAACUACACAAAUAUUUCAUCGAUUAAGAUUAAUGGAUUUUCAUCAUCAGAUAUGCCUCCUACAGACAACAAACAACCAGCAUGGAAGCCUUAUCUUUACAGAGGAGGGAAGCAAAGAAUCCUCUUCACAAUUCAUGAGACCAUUCAUGCUGCACUGUAUGACCGCGAUGAGAUUCCAGAUAGCAUAAAGGUUUCAGGUCAAGUGAAUUGCCGGGCGGAGAUAGAGGGGAUGCCUGAUGUCAUGCUUCCUCUAACCGGGUUAGACACUGCUCAUCUAGAGCUAUUGUCAUUUCAUCAUUGUGCUCAAGUUCCAGAGCAUGGCAAUGAUAAGCAAGCAUUGAUGUUCUCUCCACCAUUAGGGAAUUUUGUGUUAAUGCGUUACCAGGCAUUUUGCCGCAUUGGCCCCCCAAUAAAGGGAUUUUACCAACUUUCAAUGGUCUCAGAGAAUGAAGGUGCUUUUUUGUUCAAAUUGUGUCUAAUGGAAGGUUAUAGGGCUCCACUUUCCAUGGAUUUUUGUUCGGUAUCCAUGCCCUUUCCUAGGAGGAAAGUGGUUUCUUUUGAUGGAACACCUUCUCUAGGAACAGUUUCAAUCACCGAGCACUCAGUUGAAUGGAAAAUUAUGAUGUCUGGUCGGGGAGUCUCAGGGAAGAGUGUGGAGGCAACAUUUCCUGGAACGGUUAAGUUUGCUCCUUUAAAAACACAAAGCCUCGGAAAUGUGGACGAUGAAGAUGAUGAAUUAGACUCAACUAACCAUGCAAUUAAUGUGGAAGAUAUCUUGAUGGAAAAAAUGAGCAAGGACCUUCAAGCAGUUGACUUGGAGGAGCCAUUUUGUUGGCAGGCAUACGAUUAUGCUAAAGUUUCUUUCAAAAUUGUGGGUGGGUCUGUAUCGGGAAUGACGAUUGAUCCCAAACAUGUAACCAUUUUCCCAACUGUCAAAGCACCUGUGGAAUUCUCAAGUCAGGUCACUUCUGGUGAUUACAUUUUGUGGAAUACAUUAGGAAAAUGCCCGAUUGCCCCGACACCAAAAGUUUAAUUCGUGAGUCCACUGGCAACUUAUAUAAAGAUUAUUUUGUUCCCCUCAUAUAAAGAUUACAUUUUUAUGUCCAGUUCUUAUUAUGGCGGGAUUGUAUUUGUAAUUAACUCACAGAGAAUCUGUUGCAGAUAGUACUGGCAUGGAUUUGGUAUUCUGCAUAAGUGCAUGGAACGAUUUUCCUUAGGACUGAUGACACGCUGAAUUUUGAACUUUUAUGUUUUUUUUUUAAAUUAUUUCAAAUGCUUCUUUUAUUAACAGUAUUGAAUAUUCGCACAAAAUAGCUAGCAUUCGCUGGGUUGUGAAGUUAGGGUGUAUUUGUGGUGCUUUAUGGAGCCGGUACACCUAUGCUUUCUAAUUUUCUAUCUUUUCUAGCAAAAAUGGUCUACGUUGUAAUAGAUAUGAUGUUAUACAUAACCGUAUUUUAAGGGUCAUGCUAACCACAAUCCUUAGGGCUAUGGUUUAACGUGAGGAU
This is a messenger RNA of Cuscuta epithymum, 2568 nucleotides long. Lineage: Eukaryota; Viridiplantae; Streptophyta; Magnoliopsida; Solanales; Convolvulaceae. The record is from the annotation of a GenBank genome assembly.